Molecule: messenger RNA, 1308 nt
Organism: Erythranthe guttata (spotted monkey flower)
Lineage: Eukaryota; Viridiplantae; Streptophyta; Magnoliopsida; Lamiales; Phrymaceae
Source: RefSeq, a predicted model, not a curated record
AUGUGUGGGACUGUUGCUGGAAGGAAAUUCGCAGAGGAUAUUUCGUAUAGACUGCAACAACAUCGUACCAAUUCAGGUCCACCUGUGUCCGACGAUACUCUGAGAAAGUACGCUUUGAUCGAAAUAGAAAACAAAUUACAAAGCAAUAGCAAAAGCUUGAGUAACUUUCCCCCAAUGCCGAUUCCGAUUGGGUCGAUGACGGACGCCACGACUUUUAUAUGGAAAACCUUAUCGGCUGCUAUCCGUUUAAAAGGCGAAAUAGUUAUAAAUGUUGCUUCCAGUGGUAUUGCUCCGCUUCUACUUCCCGGUGGCAGAACUGCUCAUUCGAGAUUUGUACUGCCAAUAAUUGUACAUGAGAGCUCCACAUGCAGCAUCAAACAACAUAGUCCACAUGCAGAAUUGUUGUCUAAAGCAAAGCUAAUCACAUGGGGCAAGGCACCGAUGAUGCACAGGUACUGUCUCGAAGCACUUGACAAAACAAUGAAAUCUAUACUUGAUUUAGAUAUGCCAUUCGGAGGAAAGGUUGUAGUUCUUGGAGGGGACUUUAGACAAAUUCCUCCAGUUGUGUGGAAUGCGUCAAGACAAGAAAUUGUUCAUGCUACAAUUAAUUCAUCACCGUUGUGGAGACAAUGUAACGUUAUGAAGUUGAACAAGAACAUGAGACUUCAGUCGUCCUCCUCUUCCGCCAAUGUAGAUGCAAUAACAAAAUUUGCGGACUGGAUAUUGAGAAUGGGCAAUGGCGAUGCUGGCGAGGUAGAUGACGGUGAUGCCACAAUUGAAAUUCCCGAUGACAUGUUGAUUCGUGAUUCUGCAGAUCCCUUUUUUGGAUCUUAUCGAGUUUGUUUAUCCCGAUCUAGUACCAACCUUUUCACUCCCGAGUAUUUGGAGGGCAGAGCAAUUGUUGCACCCACUAAUGAAAGUAUCGGUUUUGUGAACCAUCACUUUUUGUCGAUCAUAACUGGAGAGGAGAAGGUCUUUUUCAGCUCCGAUAGUAUGAGCAAGGAGGAGUUAUUAUCAGAUAUCAACGCAGAAAUAUACUUCCCAAAGUUUCUCAACACCAUAUCAUGCUCCGGAAUUCCACCGCAUAAGUUGACAUUGAAAAGAGGUGUUCCCGUUAUGCUCAUCAGAAAUAUUGAUGAAGUCAAAGGGUUGUGCAAUGGAACAAGGCUUCAAGUUAUUAAUAUGGGAAAACACGUUCUAAACUGCAGGAUCCUCUUCGGUAAAUAUGUUGGUGAUAUGGUGUUCAUUCCUAGAAUGAGUUUGGUACCGUCCAACUCUGCAUUGCCUAUUAAAUUCCAGCAACGUUAG